AUGUCUCCUGAGUAUGCCAUGGAGGGAGUUUUCUCUAUAAAAUCUGAUGUCUACAGUUUUGGAGUUCUAUUGCUGGAAAUCGUGAGUGGUAGGAAAAGCAACAAUUUUUACCACACUAAGCACUUGGUCAAUCUUGUUGGAUAUACAUGGGAAUUAUGGAAAGAAGAUGCCAUGUUAUACUUAAUGGAUCCAACACUCAGUGAUUCAUUCAUCAAGGAUCAAAUGCUUCGAUGCAUUCAUGUUGGUCUCCUAUGCGUAGGAGAUAGUGCAAUUGAUCGACCAACAAUGUCAGAUGUUAUAACUAUGUUGGCAAAUGAUUGUUUGACACUAGCUUCCCCUGAAAAACCCAUAUUUUCUAUUGCUAGAAAAGCAAUUGAAGCACAUAUAUGUGAGAAAGAAUCAGAAAAUUAUUCAAUAUAUGGGUUAUCCAUUUCCGGUAUGGUUGCACGAUAA
Messenger RNA from Quercus lobata, 453 nucleotides. Its product is annotated as putative cysteine-rich receptor-like protein kinase 30. The coding region runs from base 1 to 453 and encodes 150 amino acids. Gene Ontology annotation, biological process: protein phosphorylation. The record is from RefSeq and is a predicted model, not a curated record. The transcript has 2 exons. Gene Ontology annotation, molecular function: protein kinase activity. NCBI's taxonomy places the organism in Eukaryota, Viridiplantae, Streptophyta, Magnoliopsida, Fagales, Fagaceae.